AUGGAGGAGGAGGGUUUAUCAUCUGUGUCGGGCCUCAGGGUCGGGAUCUUCACCGGGACAAGUAGAGGAUUUUAUCCGUCACGGUUUAAAUUUUAUCUCGGUUAUUUUUUUAAUCCGUUAGCUCGGGUUAGCCUCUCCGGGGCUAAAGAAGGAGCCAUCCUGGAAGCCCCCGGGGAACCGCGGAUAUCGACCCAGCAUGGGUGCUUCGUGACCCGCGGCAGGUGCGAGGAGAGGCCGGGGGAAGCGGCGGCGGCGCCCGGGCGGGUGGUGCUGGUGAAGCGGGUCAUCAUGAAGGACGGAGCCGCGCUGCAGCCGGGCAUCGGCCGACCCAGUGUGUAUCACGCCGUGGUGGUGAUCUUCCUGGAGUUCUUCGCCUGGGGUCUUCUCACCACGCCCAUGCUCACCGUUCUACAUGAAACGUUCCCUCAGCACACGUUCCUGAUGAACGGACUGAUCCAGGGCGUGAAGGGCCUGCUGUCGUUCAUGUCCGCUCCUCUGAUUGGUGCGCUGUCGGACGUGUGGGGCCGACGCACCUUCCUGUUGGUCACCGUCUUCUUCACCUGCGCCCCGAUCCCUCUGAUGAGGCUCAGCCCCUGGUGGUACUUCGCCAUGAUCUCCAUGUCCGGAGCUUUCUCUGUCACCUUCUCCGUCAUCUUCGCCUACGUGGCCGACGUGACGACAGCGAGAGAGAGGAGCACAGCCUACGGUCUGGUGUCGGCGACCUUUGCAGCCAGCCUGGUGACGAGUCCCGCCAUCGGGGCCUACGUGUCCGCCUGGUACGGGGACAACAUGGUGGUUCUGUUGGCCACGCUGAUCGCUCUGGCCGACAUCGGCUUCAUCCUGCUCGCCAUGCCCGAGUCCCUGCCGGACAAGAUGAGGCUCAACACGUGGGGGGCGCCGAUCUCCUGGGAGCAGGCCGACCCCUUCAUCUCUCUGAGGAAAGUGGGUCAGGACCCGACCAUCUUACUGAUCUGCAUCACUGUGUUCCUGUCCUACCUGCCGGAGGCCGGCCAGUACUCCAGCUUCUUCCUCUACCUGCGACAGGUCAUAAAUUUCUCCUCCACAACCAUCGCUGUGUUCAUCGGAGUGGUGGGGAUUCUGUCCAUCAUAGCACAGACUCUCUUCCUCACGCUGCUGAUGAGAACUCUGGGUAAUAAGAACACGGUUCUGCUGGGUUUGGGUUUCCAGAUCCUGCAGCUGGCCUGGUACGGCUUCGGAUCAGAGCCAUGGAUGAUUUGGGCAGCAGGAGCUGUAGCAGCGAUGUCCUCCAUCACCUUCCCAGCUGUUUCUGCUCUGGUGUCGCACUCAGCUGAUCCUGACAAACAAGGUGUGGUCCAGGGGAUGAUCACGGGGAUCAGGGGUCUGUGUAACGGUCUGGGUCCGGCUCUGUACGGAUUCAUCUUCUUCCUCUUCAACGUGGAGCUCAGCACCGUCGACCCGAUCCAGGGAGAGUUCAACGUGGACCCGCUGCCUGUGGAGAGUCCCACUGAGCGAGCGCUCAUCCCCGGCCCGCCCUUCCUGUUGGGCGCGUGCUGCGUGGUGGUCGCCUUCUUCGUGGCUCUCUUCAUCCCAGAGAAACCCUCCUGCUCCUCCUCUUCCUCCCACCUGUCCCUCAGCGACAAAUCUCACCCGGACAGCAAAGAGUCCAUGUCCUCGCUGGCUGGCGUCCACAUCAACACGCCGCUCCCGGGCAGCGACGAGGAGGCCCCUCCCACCACUAGCGACGAGGACUUCGAGCCUCUGCUGCAGGACAGCAUCGUUUGACGGACAGCUGCGAGAGCCACACAGGGUGGGGCUUACGUUUAUAGUUUCACUGAUUGACAUUUAGCAAAAAAAGAUGACGAUUUUUGCCGCAGGGUGGAACUAAGUACGUUCAAAGUCCGACAGCGAGGAGCUCCAGCAGCGUUGUUCCUCCACCAGAAGGAGGCGCUCACGCCACAGGUCAGGAGCAGAGACAGUAACAUCACGUGAGCGACCAAUGAGGACGGUUCUUCAACGAAGGGGCGGGAGCAAGAGCUGCAAAUAAGAUGUCAUUAUUAUUUUUCCGAAUGGAGGAGACGGAUACAGUUUUGUGAUUGACGGACGGACGUGGGAAUCAAAGGUCGACCACGGGAGAAACAUCAUGUGACCGAGAGGACGAGGAACCAGCUGUCGAUCACGUUGAGAGAGAGAGAGAGAGAGAGACGUGCUCGUUCACCUUAAAGCUUGAAGUUGUUGAUUGUUUUUUUUAUUUGUGAUAAACAAGAAAAAAGUAUUUUUGCCUUCAGCUGUUUCAGUUUAACGUCGUAUUUUAAUGUUGCUUUUCAUUUUUUACUGGUUAUUGUAGCAUAUUUACUUUUUUCCAUGUUUCCAGAGUUUAGGGAUUUUAAUUAUUUUUAAAUGUCUGAGUUAUUGAUGCCAAGGAAUGAAUGUGAAGAUCUGAGAGAUGAGACGACUGAAGUCCAACAUCUUCAAAUAUCUAGUUUAAUGGUAAUUUUAAUUGGUGCAAGUUUUAUUUAAAUUUCUUUAGAUCGUAAAGAAUUGGGGAAAUGUUCCGGGCAGUGCAUUUCGGCCGUAAGUAUAUUUAUGCUAAUAUUUUAGGAAUCAUUUAGACAAAUGACCUCAGUGUAUAAGCUUCACUCCAGAUUUCACCAGGUGUUUUCCCUGUUCGUCACUACCUCAGAUAAAUGUUUUUAAAUCAUAACCUGGAUUCACUCCUUUUCCCUCACUUUUAUUUUUAUAUCAUAGUCACUUUAUGAGACAGCUGCUGGCUGCUGACAGUGGGAAAACCUCAGAGCUGCAAAAUUGUUUUUUAAAGAAUGAAUUUCUUUACAGCAUGAGAUAGUUGGUCAUUUCUGUUACCCAUGAUCCUUCACUGUUGGAUCUAUUUUUUGUCUCGUGUCUCGUGUUUUGCAGGUUUGAGGUUUUUCCGUCUGACAGUGAAAAUCCUGUGAAUGAAUUUAUACUUGAAGCAUCAGACAGAGAUUCUACGAGAGUUUAACAGAGUUCUAGUGGCACAGAGCUAUUUUCCUUUAUGACCUUAAAAUGUACAUGAAAUAAUGUGAAUAUUUUGGUUUGUAUAUAAUGUAAAAGUGAAGUCAGGUUUAUGAGAAGGUUUCCUUCAGUGUUUUUGUCCUGUGAUGCUCAAUGGCACUAACACAGUGGGUGGAGGUCGAGGGUUCAAUUCCUCUUGUGCAGCUAAAUCGAUAAAGAUCAGACUUGGGAACAGAUAAAUAACCCCCCCCGCCCCCCUUCUGUAUUUACACCUGACUGUGUUUACAUGCACACUGGUUUCUGAUUCUGUCACAUGUUUAUUUGUAUUCCAACAGUUUAAAUGUCAUUAAUGAAUCCACCACUUUUAUUUAUUAAAACAUUAAGACAUCAGCAUUUCAUUGACUUUUCUUAUUCUGUGCAAAUCAAAACAGAUGAUAAUUGGGACAUUAGUGUGCAUCUAAAUACUCAAGUGUGAUUUAAUUCAGAUGGUUCAGUGCCAGUGAAACUGUAAAUACAUGGACUGAAUGUAUGUGAGCAAAGCAACUGUACACAAAGAUUCACUGUAAAUACACUUUGUCUAGUGUCUCGUCUGAAAGUGUACAAAGUUAAUGGAAAUUAAAAAGGAACAACACGA
Limanda limanda (common dab) is the source of this 3607-nucleotide messenger RNA. Its product is annotated as hippocampus abundant transcript 1 protein-like. The transcript is spliced from 13 exons. The coding region runs from base 1 to 1764 and encodes 587 amino acids. Gene Ontology annotation, molecular function: transmembrane transporter activity. Gene Ontology annotation, biological process: transmembrane transport. Gene Ontology annotation, cellular component: membrane. Lineage: Eukaryota; Metazoa; Chordata; Actinopteri; Pleuronectiformes; Pleuronectidae. The record is from RefSeq and is a predicted model, not a curated record.